Molecule: messenger RNA, 695 nt
Organism: Entrophospora sp. SA101
Lineage: Eukaryota; Fungi; Glomeromycota; Glomeromycetes; Entrophosporales; Entrophosporaceae
Source: the annotation of a GenBank genome assembly
GUGGUUACACUGUAUUGGCAACUAAAUCGAUUUCUUCAUUAUUAACGCUGACAUUUAUCUCAAUGUUUACAUACCCAAUAACCUACUUAUUGUUUUUUGUAUUGUUAAGUACGGCUGUACUUCAGAUUAAAUAUCUUAACAAAUCAUUAAGCCAAUUUGAUUCAACGGAAGUAAUUCCAACACAAUUUGUUCUCUUCACAAUAUCAGCAAUUAUUGGCAGCGCUGUUUUAUAUAAUGAUUUUGCUGAUAUGGAUUUUUGGAGAUGUACUGGUUUCUUGGUUGGAUGUUUGUUAACAUUUUUGGGGGUUUUUUUUAUAACCUCAAAUAGAAACAAAACUCGUGGCUACACUCUGAUUUCAACGAAUCCAACCCAGACACCAAAUCCAAUCUCUGCAAUUACAGAUGAUGAUGGCGUAUAUAAUUCACCUAUUGACUUUGAUGGACACUUUUCAUUCAAUACCCAUCGACCAAUUUCCAGCUCUACACCUCGUAGACAUACACUAAACGAAUCUAUAGAUAUUGCCACCCCGCUUUUACAUGGUGAGUUAUAUCCGGCAAAUUAUUCUCACUCAAGAAGCGAUAGUAUUUUCAAAUCGUUGGUUGAUGUGUCUGCCACAACGAUCACUGGGGUUGGUCAAGCGUUAAAUUCUGUUGGUGCUCGCCACUCACAUGCCUUGGGAUUAGAAUUAUUUUAA